AUGACUAUGGGGGAAAUCAUAAGGAUAGGGGGCAGGAGAUCUAAACUUGCAGUCGUGCAGUCGACAAUUGUCAAGCAGCUCAUAGAAAUUGAAUUUCCAGAUUACGAAUGUCCCAUUUUAGCAUUGCAAACGUUUGGGGAUCAAGUUCAGUUCAAACCUUUGUAUUCAUUUGGAGGAAAAGCUCUUUGGACCAAGGAGUUGGAAGAUUUACUUUACGAUGAGGAUCCUGCAAGAAGGAUUGAUUUGAUUGUCCAUUCGUUGAAGGACAUGCCUACAUUAUUACCUGACAAUUUUGAAUUGGGCGGUAUAACUAAAAGAGUCGAUUCCACUGACUGCCUUGUCAUGGCAAAAGAUUCUGAAUACAAAACAUUAUCUGAUUUACCUACUGGUAGUGUUGUUGGUACUUCAUCUGUUAGGAGGUCGGCCCAAUUAAAGAGAAAAUUUCCGGGUUUAAAGUUCGAGAGUAUUAGAGGUAAUAUUCAUACUAGAAUAAAAAAAGUUGAUGAUCCAAGCACUCCUUUCAAAUGUAUUAUAUUAGCCUCAGCAGGUCUAGUUCGCAUGGGAUUGGAACAUAGAAUAAAUGAAAGAUUUGAUUCAUCGGUGAUGUAUCAUGCAGUAGGUCAGGGUGCAUUAGGUAUUGAAAUUAGGAAAAAUGAUAAGAGGAUAGCAAAAAUUCUAGAGCGAGUCACCGAUUUCGAAACAACAGUAUGCUGCUUAGCUGAGCGUGCCUUAAUGAGAACAUUAGAAGGGGGUUGUUCAGUCCCAAUCGGUGUCGAAUCAUUUUACAACCAAGAGACAAAAACAUUGUUAUUAAAAGGUAUUGUCGUUAGUGUGGAUGGUAAGCAGAGCAUUGAAGAUCAGCAAGAGAUGAUUAUCAAUAAUGUCAAGGAAGACUCCAUGGCUUGUGGUAAACUUUUGGCUGAAAAGAUGAUGGCAGAUGGUGCAAAAAAAAUUCUGGACGAGAUAAAUUUCGAUAAAGUCGAGCAGGAAAAUUUCAACUGA
Molecule: messenger RNA, 1002 nt
Organism: Zygotorulaspora mrakii
Lineage: Eukaryota; Fungi; Ascomycota; Saccharomycetes; Saccharomycetales; Saccharomycetaceae
Gene: HEM3
Product: hydroxymethylbilane synthase
Exons: 1
Coding region: 1-1002 (333 amino acids)
Biological process (GO): heme biosynthetic process
Cellular component (GO): cytoplasm
Molecular function (GO): hydroxymethylbilane synthase activity
Source: RefSeq, a predicted model, not a curated record